GUUCAGAAGCGGAGCCGGUGUGGAAGUUGCAAGACCCUGGGUUUGACCAGGGCUAUGGAUCGGAAAGGUCUCCGGAGGACGACUAUCUUCCCCGCAUAGCUCCCGCCGUCUCCUUAGAAACGUACGAGGCGGAGCUACGCGCCAUAUACCCAUUUAUAACAGACGAAAACACCUUCACAGUAGUAGUAGAGAAGGAUGGCCGCGGUCUUGGCAUGUCGGUGUGCGGCGGCGGCGGUCUAGUGAGGAUACGAAGGCUGUACCCCCCACAACCAGCGUGGCGCACUGGGAGGCUGGCCCCCAGAGAUCUCCUGCUGUCUGCUAACGGAGUACCUCUUGCCGGACUCAGUACUUACGAAGCGUUGGAGGUGCUGCGCACGGCAGCGGCUCGAGUGGAGCUACGGGUUUGCCGGCCGCCAGCCGACGCGCUCGAGAGCGUCACCCCGCCGGAGCCGCCGACGCCGCCCGCGCGCACCCUGCACCCGCCCCACCUACCACCGCUAGACCCGCUCAACUGCCAUCCCAUGCAUGCCAGAUUAUCCCAAACGACGAGCAGCGCGACCACCUCGUCGUCGGAGGGUCGCGGGAGACGAGAGGCGAGCCCCGAGCCGGACCGGCGUGACCUCCGACUGCCGGACCUUGAUCGACCGCUCCCCGUCUACGAUAUACAAUACGGGGAAUUCGACAUAGUAAUGACGAAAGUCAACGGUUCCCUUGGGUUCACGCUGAAAGAGGACCACAGCGCGCUUGGACACUACGUCAGAGCGUUGGUUCGGGAGCCUGCCCUCAGCGACGGCAGGAUACAGCCCGGAGACAGGAUCGUGGCGGUUAAUGACACGCCAAUGUCGAACAUGUCGCACGCGGAGGCGGUCGCAUUCCUGCGCGCGUGCGGUUCCGAGGUGCGGUUGAGGCUGUACCGCGACCACGCCGCGACGCCGCUGUCGCCAAUGUCGCCCAAGGAAGACGCGCCCACCGACUCCGACGCUCCUUUGAACAGGCCUAAACCCCCGCUCAGGCCCGAAGCAGUAUCGAUGUUGUGCGACUUGGCAGCUCGUCGGCUCACCCCGGACGCAGCAGAUGGGUCCAGGUCUCCAUGCCUCUCGCCCAGGAAGUCGAAACUAACCAAGGAUAACAACCAUUACGAACAGCCUAACGAUGCAAGCAACACAAAGCUAGCGCACGCGCAAUGCAAAGAUGGCGCGGAGAGCCGGCAGCGGACCGCGGUCGCGCCCGCAGCCAAUAGUAGAAAACAAAAAUUGAGCUUGACAGUACCGCCGCACGGCUACGAGCUAAACAACUUAGACAACGACACAUUGGACGCUCCGAGCGUGUACCAGGAAGACAGCCGGCAACGCUACGGCGACGCUCCCUUCCCUGUAGACUCUGACGAGCCUGUGUCCAUGCCUGUAGAACUGUCGAGCGACGAGAGGUUUAAACACGCGACUCCCACAUACCAGAGUGCAGUGCUGCAUACGACGAGCAAUGACGGGACGAGCAGCGACGCGAAUAGAGAUGAUGGCAACGGUUUAAAGAAAUGGAAAGCCGUCGCUUUGUCACCGGACAAUGAGCGUAAAGCCAAACCGGAGUUGCCUUCGUGCAAGCCGAAAGAAGUCGACACCGUCCAGAAAGAGAACGUCAAACCUGAAUCUCAAAUGGACAACCCCAGCCUUGAGCCUACGAUAGUGACGGUGGAGUUAAACCGCGGCUGGAACAGUCGGCUCGGGUUCAGCGUGCAAAGCCAUCCGGAGUCCGGGCAGAGCUACAUCUCCGCCGUGUACAACGACAGCGUCGCCGCCAGGGACGGAAGGCUGCGAAGGGGAGACGUCAUAUUGCAGGUAAAUGACGAAAACGUGACAUCAAUGAAGACGCCCGAAGUGAUAGACUUACUGCGGAUACUCAGAGGGUCUAUCUGCAUUACUGUACUGAGACCGCCGAACGCACAGUGAACAACGGCACAUAGAAUUAUUCUUUCUUUUACAACUGUUAUACCUACAGAAUAGUGGGGAUGAGGAAUCGAUAAAAUAAGCUCUAAUCGAUUUGUGCUUAGCACAUCUCUAUUAGUAUGGCAAACGUUGAAACGACACCAAACUAGUCGUGUUUGAGCCAUUUGUCACAUAUAUUGAGUAACAACCAUGUAAUAAAAAAGCUCGGAUCAACUUCGAAUGAUGAGAAUAAAGAUACACCAGGCGUGAAUUUUGAUAAGUAUGAAGAUUGAAAUUUAUUGAAACCUAUUACUGUAUUCGUUGAAGUAAAAAGAGAAUAAAUAGAUUCUUUUAUUAAUUUUGAAUAUAUAGACUUAAACCAGAAAUUAUUCCAUUUUGCCUGAUUCAUGAUUAUGUCUUAUUUAACAAGCACCUAUAAUGUUGGUUGCUCAAAUGUUUGGAAUAUUUAAGGACAUCAUUCAAAAUUUAUUUCGAAUAUAUUAGUAUAAAACGCAAAGAUGCGUAAGAAAUAUAACUAUAAGUCAAAACCAACUUUAAAUAAUGUACAAACUUCAAUUUUGGAUCUUAUUUAUGAACCUAUAGAAGUUAGAUGAACUGUCUAUGCCUUUACAUUAACGCAUCUACGCCAUACAAACUAUUCUCUUGUAAAAAUAGUAUAGAACUGACGCUUUUAAUGUACAUAAGAACACUGUAAUAACAGUUCCUAAAUAUAGUGGCUAUAACUUUUCAUUUCUGUCAUCAACUAUUUCUAAGUAUAGCUAUAUAUAUGUGGAUUUGAUCUCAGGUAGAAAUCUCAAGUACUCGAGCAUUAGCGUUGAAAAAUGUGAAAAUGUAAGCGAAAAGUUAGUUAUUUAUAGUUAUAUGUUUAUAAAAUCACAGCUAAUAUGUAUUUCCUUUAGCAAAAUAAAGUAACUUGUGUAAGAAAAUGCGAUAUACUUAGUGUGGAAUGUUUAAUCUUGAUAUUUUAUAUUGUUAUGUGCCCCAGAUUAUAAAUUACUGAUUAUAAAUAUUAAAACCAGACGGCCUAUUUUGAAUCAUUUUUAUCUCGUUAUGAAAAGUAAUAAAAAAUAAUAAACAACUCGUUUAGAACUACGCCAUUCCACAAGAUUAGCCUUUGUAUAUAAAAAUUAAAUUAAAAGACAGUUUCUAAUAGAUGAUAAUUUUUAUUUACAUUAGGAGUAAUUCUAAAAUUAUUUCUUACAAACCUUUAAAGUAGAUAUCUCGUAUUUUAAACCAAACAAUUUUUUCUAUUAUUCCUAAUGUAAAUAAUUUUGCCUAAAUGUAGAUUCCUAAAUAAACUAAAAUACACAAAAUGCCUAUAAUUUUUGAUUGAACGAAAUAUAAAAGCUUUUCUCGAUUAUAAAUUAAAUACAUUUUAUAAAUGGCAACACUUAUUGUAGUGGAAUGAGAGUUUAUAAGUUGCGGACGUUAAAUGGACCUACAUAGAUAUACUAAGCUACACUUUCUGAUAAGCACUGAUAUAUAAAUUCUAGUCAAAUUUAAAUUGAAAUUAUUACACAAUUAGUCUUUGAAAAAUAUAAUAUUGAUACGUAAAUAAAUAACUAUAAUAAUGUAUGAAUACUGUCGAAACGUAUCCAUUUGUUUGAUUUCCCACGUGGUGUCUAUUUGUUAUGAACUUGAAAGAUUUUAUCGACAAAUCUAUUUUAAUAUUAAUAAUAUUACAUAGUCCUAAGUUAAUAGAGUAAUUUGUUUAGUGAAAAGUGAAAAAUCCUUACACAUAAACAACCUGAACGAAUGAAUCAACUGAUAUUCUAAAAUUAUUGUGAUGGAAUUGUGUUAGUUUUACCAUUUAAAAUAUGUAUUAGCUUUAGGUUCGUUCGAGAUAGUUUCAUGGCGCGUUUUUAAACGUCUUAUAUUUAAAAUGUACCACUCAGGACCGUAUUUAGGAUCUAAAGUGAUCCAUGUAAUAUUUGAUUCAUGGAAAUUAUUAUUUAUGGUAGUAACCCAUAUAAUUGAGUCAAAUACGUCACCGCUUUAAAAUAUUUAUCAUGAAAAAAUAUUUCGAAAAAACAAAAUUGUUAUUCCACAAUUAAACUCAUCAAUUUAACCUCAUCAAAUUCCAUCCAAAUCCGUUCAUAUAAUUCUAUCCGAAGGCAAAAGAAAGUAAUAUAUUAUAUUGGUUAAACCGACAUAGUACAUUUGCAUAAACAAAAAAAUGUGUCAUGAAGCUAUCUUAAACUGCUCUGAAUAAUGUAAUAGGUACAAUGUUUACGUAGAAGCAGAUAGGCCCGAUGAGGAAUAGACUUAUACACGUAUCCAAGCAAUCAUUGCCUGAAUAUAGCUACGUUCAAUCUUUUUGGCUGGCUUUUAAUUAGGAACGAGCCGCGUAACGGCUAUUGGUUUUUAGAGACAGAGUGAUAGAAAACUUAGGGGCAGAGGAAGGAAUUAACUUGAAGUCAGCCACGAAGAUUAGGGAUAACUAUAAGCGGUUUAACCGAGCACGAAAAUGCUAUUUGGAAGUUAUAAUGAAACAUGAAAUAUCCGUAGAAAAUGUAAGAAGUUAAAUUUAGGCGGUUGUAAUUGGUAUUAUACGAUAAAAUUAAUGAGAACGCUCGCUUUUUACUUAAUUGGCAAUGAUUGUCUUAAAAUGAACACAAAAAUAAACGAAUUUGACAUUAACCCGCCAAAGUUGUGUCCUAAAUGCAACCCCGAAGAUUAAAAACUAAAUUAUUUUAUUGGUGCUCAAUGUUUAGCUGGUAUAAUGCACAUCGCUUGCUAGUCUUUUAUCGCCUUAUGUCUGGGCCGUAGUCGUUAUGUUAUGUGACGUCAGAAUCAUUUUGUCGAAAAAUAUGUCAGACAUGCUAGUACCACACGAUCGUCCAACUUUUUAUUUACUCUUUCAAAUUUGAUUAAUAAAUAUUUGCAUUCGUGGCGCAGGAUCGCUUCAGAAGCAAAAGAGUAACCUCAAGAAUAUGUCUAUUAACAAUGUGAACAGAAUGAGUCCCCCUCCGUGACCGUGAAGGCUAUAAAGUUGUUGAAACGUCGAGAGAAAAUAACAAUAUAAAAAACCGCCAUAAAAGACGUUUUUUUUUCAAUGUGAACCUUCACGCAAAUUCCUUGACUGCACUCAAAAAAAAAAAACAAUUUAAAAAAUCUUAACAUCAUUUUUUUAUAGGGAUGUAAAAAUAUAGCAUAGUCUUAUCACUUAUGGUAAGAAAUUGAACUCGGAUUAAAAAAUUGGACGAUCGUUUGCACGCAAAAAUAGAGAUAUAUUAAUGGAAUGUACGAUAUACUUUAUCUAAAAAUAAUACAAAUAAAAGAUAAUUACGGAUUA
Molecule: messenger RNA, 5235 nt
Organism: Manduca sexta (tobacco hornworm)
Lineage: Eukaryota; Metazoa; Arthropoda; Insecta; Lepidoptera; Sphingidae
Product: multiple PDZ domain protein
Molecular function (GO): protein binding
Source: RefSeq, a predicted model, not a curated record